Hippopotamus amphibius kiboko is the source of this 9300-nucleotide messenger RNA. It is a transcript of the gene MUC19, whose product is annotated as mucin 19, oligomeric. Gene Ontology annotation, cellular component: extracellular matrix. Lineage: Eukaryota; Metazoa; Chordata; Mammalia; Artiodactyla; Hippopotamidae. Gene Ontology annotation, molecular function: protein binding. The coding region runs from base 1 to 9300 and encodes 3099 amino acids. The record is from RefSeq and is a predicted model, not a curated record. The transcript has 99 exons.
AUGGGUGCUCUGGGACCAAAUCUCCUUCACAAUGAAGUCACGUAUGAUAAAGAAAAGGAUGUCAUGAAUGGCAGUGUUAAUGGUGGCAAUGCUCGUCUUAACUGUGUCACAAGCUCAUCUGACAACAGUACUUCUGGACCACUCAGCACUCCAGAAAAAGGAACCCAUGUUCCAGAAGCAACUCCGAAAUACUCAGAAACAAAUGCAAUUAUUGGCGAAGUUUCUACUUGGGGCAAAGGAGCAUAUAAAGCUUUCAAUGGCCGUGUCUUUUCCUUUGAGUCUUCAUGCACGUAUACUUUCUGCCGUCACUGCGUUGAAUCUGGAGGAGAUUUCAACAUUGAGAUCAAACGAAACAACAAUAGCGAGAUUGAAGAAAUAAUGAUUAUAAUUGACAGUAAUGACAUCACUAUUUUUGGUGAUACCAUUUCAGUUAAUGGAGAAAGUGUACAGAUACCAUACGACAAUAAGUUGAUUCACAUUAAAAAACAUGGAGAACAUAAUGUCCUGCAUAGCCGUAGAGGAAUCCUGUCUUUAAUGUGGGACAAAAAUAACAAACUCUCACUUACUCUUCACAAGCAAUAUCCAACUUGUGGUCUUUGUGGUAACUUCAACAGCACUCCAGGAGAUGAUAUCAGUGAGCACAUUGACAAUAGUAAAAUUCCUGGUAAUUGUCCCAAAGCUGUUACUAAAAGCUAUCAAGUUUGUGAAGAUGGAGUGCAUCACUGUAACAAAAUUAUUGGAACCUACUUUGAGAAAUGCGGAAAGGUUAGCACUUUAUCCACCGACUACAAAAUGAUCUGCAUUGAUGAGUACUGCCAAAGUGGAGACAAAAAUUCCACAUGUGACACUUAUGCAGAAUUGUCCCGCCUCUGUGCAUCAGAUGGUCCCGGCACCUAUGAAUCUUGGAGAGAUGAUCCUGAUGUGGUUUGUGAAAAACCUACAUGCCCAGAAAAACAUAUCUACAAAGAAUGUGGUCCCUCAAAUCCUGCAACUUGUUCUAAUGUGGUUCCUUUUCAAGAUAUUGAAUGUGUGAGUGGCUGCACCUGCCCAGAAGGUUAUCUAUUGGAUGAUAUUGGAGAGAAAGGGCGAUGUGUGUUGAAGGCUGACUGUCCUUGUGAAUCUAAUGGAAAGGUGUAUCAAUCGGGAGAUGUCCGUGCAGGUGUUUGUGGUUCUCAGUGCACAUGCCAAGAAGCAAAGUGGUCUUGCACUGAAAUGUUAUGUCCUGGAAGAUGUAAGGUGGAAGGAAGCUUGAUUACCACCUUUGAUGGUGUUAAAUACAAUCAUCCUGGAAACUGUCAUUUUUUGGCCAUCCAUGAUAAAGAUUGGUCUAUUAGUGUUGAACUUCGUCCAUGUUCGAGUGGUCAGUCAGGAACCUGCUUAAAUAGUGUUACACUCCUCUUGAGUUCGUCUGUUCCAGUUGACAAAUACGUAUUCAAUAGAGAUGGAACAGUCACAAAUGACAAGAUUAGAAAUCAAGGUUAUUAUUAUUCAGACAAAAUACAGAUCUCCAAUGCAUCUUCCUCAUACCUUCAAGCAGAAACAUACUUUCAUGUAAAAAUGCAAAUACAAAUUAUUCCUGUGAUGCAAUUAUAUGUUUCCAUGCCACCCAACCAAUUCACAGACACUGUAGGACUCUGUGGUUCCUACAAUAACAGAGCAGAGGAUGAUUUCACAUCAAGUCAGAACAUAUUAGAGAAGACAUCUCAGGCAUUUGCUAAUUCUUGGGAAAUGAUGCCUUGUCCUAAAGGAAACACUGCUUCAUGCAUCAGUAUAGAAAAAGAAAGAUUUGCUGAAGGGCACUGUGGAAUUCUUCUUAGUUCAAGCGGGCCUUUUGUUUCCUGCCAUUCAAUUGUGGAUCCUAAACCAUAUCAUGAGGAAUGCGAAAAAUACACUUGCACUUGUGAAAAUAGUCAAGAUUGCCUGUGUACAAUUUUAGGCAACUAUGUGAAAGCAUGUGCUGAGAAGGGAACUUACAUUGUAGGAUGGAGAGCUGAGCUAUGUGAUCAACCUUGUCCAAGUGGCCUAGUUUUCAAGUACAAUGUAAAAACCUGCAAUAGUUCCUGCCGAUCCUUGUCAGAGAGAGAUAGGAGCUGCGAUAUGGAAGAGGUUCCAGUUGAUGGAUGCACUUGUCCUGAUGGAAUGUACCAGAAUAAUGAGGGAAAUUGCGUUCCAAAAUCUCAGUGUGACUGCUACAUAAAUGACGAGGUCAUGCAACCAGGCAAACUCAUCCAUAUUGAUGACAAUAUAUGUGUCUGUCAAGAUGGAAUUCUUCUUUGCCAGACUCCCAUUGAGUUAACGCUGCAGAAUUGUUCUGGAGGGGCUGAAUAUGUUGACUGUAGUGAUCCUAAGGCACAGAGAAGAGUUGAUAGUACAUGUAGCACUCGGAACAUACCUACUUUUGAUGAGAACUUGCCUUGCAAGCGUGGGUGCUACUGUCCUGUAGGAUUGGUUCGAAAUUCUAAAGGGAACUGUGUCUUUCCUGAUGACUGCCCAUGCUCUUUUGGUGGACGAGAGUAUGACCAAGGAAGUGUCACCUCGGUUGGCUGCAACAAAUGUACUUGUGUAAAAGGAUCUUGGAACUGUACACAAGAUGAAUGUCAGACAACCUGCCAUAUCUAUGGGGAAGGUCAUGUUAGAAAUUUUGAUGGAAAAAGUUACAGCUUUGAUGGUCUCUGCCAAUAUUCAUUUGUUGAGGAUUAUUGUGGUGGUGAAAAUGGCACAUUCCGUAUUCUAACCGAAAGCGUCCCGUGCUGUGAAGAUGGGCUUACAUGCUCAAGAAAAAUUAUAGUUGCUUUGCAGGAUCAUAAUAUUGUCUUGCAUGAUGGUAAAGUCACAGCAGUCAAAACUACAGAAAGUAAGGAAUGUGAACUCAGUGGAACUUCGUACUCUGUUCAUACAGUUGGCCUGUACUUGAUUCUGAAAAUUUUAGGUGGAAUAACCAUAAUUUGGGACAAAAAUACAAGAAUUUCUGUUAUACUGGAUCCACGCUGGAAUGGCAAAGUGUGUGGUCUCUGUGGAAAUAACAAUGGCGAUCUUAAGGAUGAUUUCACAACGAGAUACUCAUCAGUAGCUGCUGGAGCACUGGAAUUUGGAAAUAGUUGGAAAACGAGUCAAGAAUGUUCAGACACAGUAGCUCAAACCUUCCCAUGUGACUCAAACCCAUACUGUAAAGCCUGGGCUGUGCGGAAAUGCGAGAUCAUCCGGGACAGCACCUUCAGAGACUGCCACAAUAAGGUGGACCCCAGUGCGUACUACGACGCGUGUGUUGAGGAAGCCUGUGCGUGCGACAUGGAGGGGAAGUACCUGGGAUUCUGCACGGCGGUGGCGAUGUACGCGGAGGCGUGCAGUGCAGUUGGAGUCUGUGUCACGUGGAGAAAACCAGAUCUCUGUCCUGUCUACUGUGAUUAUUAUAAUGCACCUGGAGAAUGCAGCUGGCACUACGAACCUUGUGGUACAGUGACCGCAAAAACAUGCAAAGAUCGAGUAAUUGGCCAGAAAUUUUCUGCACUUUUAGAAGGCUGUUAUGCUAAGUGCCCAGACAGUGCUCCCUACCUGGAUGAGAACAUCAUGAAAUGUGUCAGUUUGUCUGAGUGCAGCUGCUUCUAUAAUGAUAUCAUACCAGCCGGUGAAGUGAUCCAAGAUGACUGUGGGAGAACAUGCUAUUGCAUCGCAGGAGAGUUGGAUUGCAGUGAAACUGCUCCUACGAAUUCAACAUUUACAGUUUCUACUACAACAGCUACCUCCAUACUAAGCACUGAAGCAGCAAUUACACUGGUGACCAGUAGCUCGGGUACAGCAGCUUCCAUUCCAGAGAUGACAACACCAAGCAGUGAAAUAACAGGAACAACUCUGAGUUUUCUCAGUGAACCUUUUACCACAGGUAUUUCUAGAACUCCAGUUCCCAUCACCUCUACAGCUGGAAGUGUGGGCACCACAGAGGCGGUGGGCCCCGCCCUCACCAGUCCUGGGCGCAUAUCAGGGUCAACUGGAGUAUCAGUAAGUGCAACCACAGCAGCUGAAGAUGGAAGCACUAGUGACACAGGCUUCGGAGCAGGUGUAACAGGAGAAUUUGUUGGAACUGCCACCGGAACUGGCAGUGGCAUCACAGCUAGACCUCCUUCCCCUGGUUCCAGCCCAACUGGUAGCUCAGAGGAACAACUGGAGGGGAAAAUGCUGCCACCACUGGAGCUGCUGGUGAAAACACUUCUGGAGCAGCAGACAGGGACUAGUGGCUUCGGAUCAGGAAGCAGUUCACCGCCCUCGGGAGUCUCAGGUACCCCCGGGUCAGGGACAACUGGCGCCCCUGGUGCAGGUUCGGAGACCACUGCGCCGUUAGCUGGAACAACAGGGACUAGUACAGGAUCAGGCACCAGUUUGCCCUUGUCGGCAGCCUCAGGGACCCCUGGGUCAUCGCCUGGAGGAGCAGCAUCAACUGCACCCCCUGGCAUCGGUUCCGAGGUCUCAGGUACCCCCGGGUCAUCAGCUGGAGGGUCAGGGACAACUGGAUCAUCACCUGGCACAGGGACUAGUGGCUUCGGAUCAGGAAGCAGUUCACCGCCCUCGGGAGUCUCAGGUACCCCCGGGUCAUCAGCUGGAGGGUCAGGGACAGUCUCAGGUACCCCCGGGUCAUCAGCUGGAGGGUCAGGGACAAGCGGACCACCUGCCCUAGGUUCGGAGGUCUCAGGUACCCCCGGGUCAUCAGCUGGAGGGUCAGGGACAAGCGGACCACCUGCCCUAGGUUCGGAGGGACCAGCAGUUGUUGGUUCGGAGACAAGCGCACCGUCAACUGGAGCCACAAGCAGUUCACCGCCCUCGGGAGUCUCAGGUACCCCCGGGUCAUCAGCUGGAGGGUCAGGGACAAGCGGACCACCUGCCCUAGGUUCGGAGAGCAGUUCACCGCCCUCGGGAGUCUCAGGUACCCCCGGGUCAUCAGCUGGAGGGUCAGGGACAACCACUGCGCCGUUAGCUGGAACAACAGGGACUAGUGGCUUCGGAUCAGGAAGCAGUUCACCGCCCUCGGGAGUCUCAGGUACCCCCGGGUCAUCAGCUGGAGGGUCAGGGACAAGCAGUUCACCGCCCUCGGGAGUCUCAGGUACCCCCGGGUCAUCAGCUGGAGGGUCAGGGACAAGCGGACCACCUGCCCUAGGUUCGGAGAGCAGUUCACCGCCCUCGGGAGUCUCAGGUACCCCCGGGUCAUCAGCUGGAGGGUCAGGGACAAGCCAUCCCCGGCGCAUCGGGGACAAGCGAAGCCCCCGCUGUAAGUGCAGAGACGACUGUGUCAUUACCGGGAACAACGGGAACAAGUCUUCCAGGACGAGGAACCAGCUUGACCCCAUCUGGGUCGUCAGGGACCCCUGGAUCAUCACCUGCCUCAGGGACCCCUGGGUCAUCGCCUGGAGGAGCAGCAUCAACUGCACCCCCUGGCAUCGGUUCCGAGACCACGGCAGCACUGCCUGCAGCAACGGGGACUGCUGCUGGAGGAUCAGGAACCGGGUCACCAACAGUGCAAGCCUCAGGGACCCCUGGGUCAUCGCCUGGAGGAGCAGCAUCAACUGCACCCCGUGGCAUCGGUUCCGAGACCACGGCAGCACCGCCUGCAGCAACGGGGACUGCUGCUGGAGGAUCAGGAACCGGGUCACCAACAGUGCAAGCCUCAGGGACCCCUGGGUCAUCGCCUGGAGGAGCAGCAUCAACUGCACCCCCUGGCAUCGGUUCCGAAACCACGGCAGCACCGCCUGCAGCAACGGGGACUGCUGCUGUAGGAUCAGGAACCGGGUCACCAACAGUGCAAGCCUCAGGGACCCCUGGGUCAUCGCCUGGAGGAGCAGCAUCAACUGCACCCCCUGGCAUCGGUUCCGAAACCACGGCAGCACCGCCUGCAGCAACGGGGACUGCUGCUGGAGGAUCAGGAACCGGGUCACCAACAGUUCGUCAGGGACCCCUGGAUCAUCACCUGGCGUGUCCGCAGCAACUGGACCAGCAGGUGUGGAAUCAGUAGGUCAGUGGGAGCUACCAGUAGUGCAGGUAGUGGAGGCCCAUCCUGGAGCAUCCAGCUUUGGGGCUACCACUUCUGGGAACCAAGCAGAGACUACCGCUUCCACAGAAGGUGCUGGCACUACUGGAGUUGGAUUCCAAACAGAGGCUACAACUUUCCUAGGAGAAAGUGAAACGACGAGAGUUGAAAUAGCCAAAGGUACUACUGGUAUAGCCUCUGGAAAAACUCUGGAGCCUGGAAGUUACAACACAGAGACCACCACUUUCACGAGAGGAAGUGGGACCACCCAAACAGAACUUCCGGGAGGUACCAACAUGAUUUUACCUGGAACCAGCAGCAGUUCUCAGAGUUCCAAGCCAGGCAGUUCUGUCACCACACCAGGGAGCCCAGGGUCUGGAAGUGAAACAGGAAGUUCAGAAGAAUUCUCUAAAACAACCAUAUCUCGAAGUUCCCACACAGAGGCCACAACUUUAACGGGAGGCAGCGGCACACCUGGAACUGGACUCAGACCUGGUACCACUAGAGAAUUGCCUGGAACAACCAUUGCAUCUGGAAGUUCUAAUACACGUAGUAUUCCAAAUUCCCAGACUUCAUCCUUAUCCUAUUUCUUCCUUCAGUGGCCACAACUUCCACAGAAGAGACUAGAACUGGAGCUCAAGCAGACCACUGUACCAGGGAGCCAGGUCUCUGACAGUCAAACAGGUACCAGUGGUGUAGUCUCCAGCCCAGCUAUGGCAUCUGGAAGUUCCAGCACUGGUACUGUCUGUGGAGUAUCAGACAAUCAAGUCACUGGAAGCAAAGCACAUACCACGGGUUUGGCCUUAGGUACCACUGUUGAACCUGGAAGUUCCAAUACAGGAGCUACCACUGGAGUAUCAGUAAAUGAAGGAACUGGAAACACAUUAGGGAAAUCUAGUAGCCACGUCACUGGCAUUCAAACAGGUACUACUAGAGUAGGCUCUGGUAGCGCCAUCUCACCUGGGAGUUCUAACACAGGAACCACCACUGGCACAGCUGAGAGGCCAAGCCCUGGAGGUGAAACAGGUACCAUUCGUGUAGUCUCUGGCACAACAGUUGCAUCUGGAAGCUCUAACACAGGGGCCACAACUUCUUUGGGAACCGGUGAAACCACACAGGGUGGAAUUAAGAUAGGUACCACGGGGGUGACGACUGGCACAACCAUCGCACCUGGAAGUUUUAAUACAAAGGCUACCACUUCUACAGAAGUCAGAACUACCCCUGGAGUUGGAGCAGCAGUUGGUACUACUUCAGGAUCAACUGGAGUUUCCAGGGGCCCAGAAAAUUCCACUCCUAGAGACACUGACAUAAUUUCAGGGAGCCAAUCUACUAGAAGUAAAACAGGUACUACUGGGACAGGCUCUAGAACUACAUCCUUACCUGGAGGUUUCAAAACAGAAGCAACGACUUUUAAAGAACAUGUUGGAACCACUGAAGCAGGAAUUCCCUCGGGUACUGCUGUGGUAUCAAGCAGAAUUACUGGUGUCUUAGAAAGUUCCAGCCCAGGUACCUCCAAGGAAGCAUCUGAAACAACCACUGCUCCUGGAAUUUCUACCACAGGCUCCACCUCAGUGUCAAAUGGAAUCACAACAAGCUCCAAAGUAUCCCACCCAGGAACAAACAUGAGCUUCAGCGCGCAGUUCACCUUUUCCAACUACCAGUCCCUGGGCUCUGUGCAGUCGCCUGGCCACUGGUCCAACCGGUCAGCAGUGCAGGCAGCGUCUAUGCAGGGUGUCUGGGGUGGCUGGGGGUCCAGGAACUUGGACACUGGGAUGGCCAGGGGUCUGGUGGGUGUACGGGGCAUCCAGGGUGAGAAGGAGACAAUGCAAGACCUGAAUGACCACCUGGCCUCCUACCUGGAAAGGGUGAGGCGCCUGGAGGCUGAUAAUAGGAGACUGGAGAGCAAGAUCCGGGAACACCUGGAGAAGAAGGGACCCCAGGUCAGAGACUGGGGGCAUUACUUGAAGACCGUCGAGGACCUGAGGGCUCAGGUUUUUGCAAGUUCUGUGGACAAUGCCCGCAUCGUUCUGCAGAUUGAUAAUGUCCGUCUUGCUGUUGACUUCCGAGUCAAGUAUGAGAUGGAGCUGGCCAUGCGCCACUCUGUGGAGAGUGACAUCUAUGGGCUCCGUAAGGUCUUUGGUGACACCAGUGUCACCCGGCUGCAGCUGGAGACUGAGAUCGAUGCUGUCAAGGAGGAGCUGCUCUUCAUGAACAAGAACCAUGAGGAGGAAGUGAGGCGUCUACAAAACCAGAUUGCCAACUCUGGGUUGACCGUGGAGUUGGAUGCUCCCAAACUCAGCACUUCAGCAAGAUCAUGGCAGACAUCUGGACCCAAUGGAGCAGCUCAACGGGGUCCUCUGCACUUGGAGUUGGAGCUGCCCCAAACCUGGGCAGAGGGGCAAUGCCAGACCCAGGAAUACGCGGCCCUGCUGAGCAUCAAGGUCAAGCUGGAGGCUGAGAUCAGCACCACCCACUGCCUGCUGGAAGAUGGGGAGGACUUCAAUCUUGGUGACGCUGUGGACAGCAGCAACUCUAUGCAAACCAUCCAGAAGACCACCACCCUCAGGCUUGUGGAUGGGUGUACAACAUCACUUCCACAGUCUCCAGUUUGUUAUGGUCCACUGGGAGAAAUGAAGUCUCCUGGAGAUAUAUGGACUGCCAAUUGCCACAAAUGCACUUGUACAGAUGCAAAGACUGUAGACUGUGAACCCAAGGAGUGUCCUUCUCCUCCCACGUGCAAAGCUGAAGAGAGGCUUGUAAAGGUCAAAGCUAAUGAUACCUGUUGUGAAAUCGGAUACUGUGAACCAAUAACAUGUUUAUUUAACAAUACCAACUAUGAGGUUGGUGCUUCAUUUGAUGACCCCAACAACCCAUGUAUCUCCUACACCUGCAACAACACUGGUUUCAUUGCAAUGGUCCAGGACUGCCCGAGGCAGACCUUGUGUGCAGAAGAAGACAGAGUCUAUGAUUCAAAAAAAUGUUGCUAUACGUGUAAGACUGAUUGUAGAUCUUCACCCCUGAAUGUGACUGUUAACUACAAUGGUUGCAAGAAAAGAGUUGAGAUGGCAAGAUGCAUAGGGGAAUGCAAAAAGACUGUCAAGUAUGAUUAUGAUAUCUUUCAGUUGAAAAAUUCAUGUCUUUGCUGCCGAGAAGAAAGCUAUGAGUUCAGAGAAAUUCUUCUUGACUGUCCUGAUGGCGGGACAUUAUCUUACAGAUACAGGCACAUCACAGAGUGUUCCUGCUUAGACAUGUGCCAACAAUCUGUGACCUCAACAGCCAGUUAUUGA